CUCGUCGUGUUGUUUGUGACCUGACGCCGCUGCGCAUCUCACCGACCGGGAAUACCGAUUUCUGAACAUUUCGGCCUUUUCCCCCCGCUGCACCGCAAGCCGUGUUUUCCUGCGAGCUGCUGCAGGGUUGCAUUGGCGUCGCGGGGUUCAAGGGAAAGAUUCUGUCGGUCGGUAUUAUGACAAACCGAGAUGACACACAUUCAGAAGAAGGAGCCGUGUUUGUUUUGUGUGGCGAAAUGAGGCAGGGGGUGGAGAGUCGCCACAGAGACGCUGGGCUCUGGCCAAACAUCACCGCAUUUUAGCACUUAUUCGAUGCUCGGGAUUUGCAUUGCAUUGCAUUCGCUGCAUCGCUGAUCGGCUGUGGUUUUUUUUUUCUUUUUUUUUUGCAAAGUGCAUGGUGGAACAUGCAGCUUGUUUGAGGACACCCCCCCUUCCACAUAUCCAUCGCUGCCAUGAUAGGCAGAGGUCUCCUCUCGACCGCGGCUCGGCCGGUUGGAGAAGAGGCAGAUUGAUUUGGGACGGUGGGUCGCAUCUGCGGAUGUUAUUCCGUCUGUGGAGCCUGUGAAUAUCCUCCGCGCUAACGCACCGUGAUUCUUACUCAGGGAACGAGGAGAAAGAAAACAACAUGUCUUCUCGAUCUGCAUUACCGUCUGGAAACGACAGGAGUACUGGAGACCAUCAUGUGUCACUGGGGGCCAGCCGCUCAGACAAGACCACCAGCCAGUCCAGCCGCUCACUGGGUGCCCGGUGCAGGAACUCCAUCGCCUCCUGCUCCGAUGAGCAGCCACACAUCGGCAACUACCGCCUGCUCAAGACCAUUGGCAAGGGAAACUUUGCCAAGGUCAAGCUGGCCCGCCACAUCCUGACGGGCAGGGAGGUUGCAAUAAAAAUCAUUGACAAAACUCAGCUGAAUCCAACCAGCCUACAAAAGCUUUUCCGGGAGGUACGAAUAAUGAAAGGCUUAAAUCACCCUAACAUAGUGCAGCUGUUCGAGGUGAUUGAGACGGAUAAGACCCUUUACCUAAUCAUGGAGUACGCUAGUGGAGGUGAAGUGUUUGACUACCUCGUGUCUCAUGGGAGAAUGAAGGAGGUUGAAGCCAGAGCCAAAUUUCGACAGAUUGUUUCCGCUGUCCACUACUGCCACACGAAGAACAUUGUCCACAGAGAUUUGAAGGCGGAGAAUCUUCUGUUGGAUGCUGACGCCAACAUCAAGAUCGCCGACUUCGGCUUCAGCAACGAGUUCACGCUGGGCAACAAGCUGGACACGUUCUGUGGCUCGCCGCCCUACGCUGCGCCUGAGCUUUUCCAGGGAAAGAAGUAUGAUGGGCCUGAGGUGGAUGUGUGGAGUCUGGGAGUCAUCCUGUACACACUGGUCAGCGGCUCGCUGCCCUUUGAUGGGCAGAACCUGAAGGAGCUGAGGGAGCGUGUGCUAAGGGGAAAGUACCGUGUGCCCUUCUACAUGUCCACAGACUGUGAGGGGAUCCUUCGCCGAUUUCUGGUGCUCAAUCCCGCCAAACGCUGCACCCUUGAGCAAGUCAUGAAGGACAAAUGGAUAAAUUCAGGGUAUGAGGGAGAGGAUCUGAAGCCCCAUAUAGAACCUGUUGAGGACUACAGUGAUCCAGCUCGCAUAGAGGUAAUGGUUGGGAUGGGCUUCACUCCAGAGGAAAUCAAAGACUCUCUGCUCAAUCAGAAAUACAAUGAAGUCACCGCCACCUACCUACUACUGGGCCGCAAAGGCGAUGAAGGCAGUGAGGCCCGCACUGCUAGUAGCUUGUCCCUGGCGAGGGUACGACCCAGCCCCAUCACCAACGGGACCAACAAGCACUCCUCAGCCACUGGCUCCUCCUCAUCCUCCACUUCCUCCUCGCAUAGCAAGACCCAGCGCAGUGCCUCCACCUACCACAGGCAGCGGCGACACAGCGACUUCUGCGGGCCUUCCAUGCCCGUCAUGCACCCCAAGCGGAGCCCGACCAGCACAGGCGACCGGGAGCUGCGUGAGGGACGAAUGCCCUCACGUAAGGCCAGCUGUAGUGUUAUGGGGAGCCACAGCCUCCCCCCCUCCAGCCCAAUGGUCAGCAGUGCCAAUAACCCUAACAAAUCUGAGAUCCCAGACCGCCGCAAAGACAUGACUGCCACCACGAAUAACAUCCCUGGGAGUGCCAUGACACGCCGGAAUACGUACGUGUGCACCGACCGCUCAGGUGCUGACAGACACUCUCUACUGCAGAACGGCAAAGACAACAGCUCCCUGGGCCACCGCAUGCCUACAGCGUCUCCCUCCACGCUCAGCAUCUCUGGCGCUGGAGCUGCUUCCUCCUCUUCCUCUUCGGACCGGUGCCGCUUGACCCGAGGCUCCACAAUCCGCAGCACCUUUCAUGGGGGUCAGCUGAGGGAUCGUGGCCCCCCGGUGUACUCCGCCCCACCCACAUCACCCACCCUGUCCCACCAUGACGCCAGCCCGCUGCCCCAUGCUCGCACUAGGGCGACCUCCAACCUCUUCACCAAGCUGACCUCGAAACUCACUCGCAGGGUCAACCUUGACCCGUCCAAGCGCCAGGGCUCAAACAAAUCAGUCUCGGGUUGUACUCUUCCACAAGGAUCAAAACAGUUAGUAAGGUCACAAAUGAAUCUGAGGGAAUCAGGAGAUUUGCGGUCACAAGUGCCUGAUUGUUUUUCUGUCCCAUCCCCCCCUCUUAGUUGCCAUCUACCUGGGUAUCAAAAAGCGUCCGAGCCCCGGCCCGUCGGACGUGGCUGGGAUCUGAGAGGUGGUGGGCGGCGGGACCCUGCGGAGGUGGUACUGGCUCUGCGGGAGGCGGCACUCGGAUGUGGCUGCCAGGUCCAUCAUGCCGGCCCCUUUCUGCUCUCCUGCACCCAUGGCGUGGCAGGGGGCCGCGUGGCUUUCGAGGCUGAGGUGUGCCAUCUUUCCACGGGCACCUCGGAGACUUCUAACGGGGUGCGGUACACGCGACUCUGGGGGGCACCGCUAGCUUUUCGGGACAUUGCCACCCAAAUCUCUAAGGACCUUGAACUUUGAACGGAGGGUGUGUUUUCGCAGGAGUGUGCAUUUUUGUGUGAGUGUUUAUGUGUGUGCGCGCAAAGGGAAUUGAAGACAACAACAACAACAACAACAACAACAAAAAACGCAGAGACGGGACGAGGGGCUGGACCCGAGAGAAGUGACUUUUCCUUCUGUCUCUUUCAAGACUACCCCCCCUUUGCACACACACACAUACACACACACACACUGAUGCACACACACCUGAUCCGUAAAGUCACACAGACUGAAGCCCCCCCCCCCCCCCCCGUCCACCCCAUCACCCCACCCAGCUCAGCCGACCUCUUCACUGAGCUGCUGCACCCACUGGACCUGGAUCAGAUGGAAUCUAGUUGAAUAUUUUUUAUUGCUACUCUUUAGCCAUAAUGACUCUUUAUUUUGUUAUUUAUUGCUCUAAUCAUCGUUUUUACCCACUGUCACAUUCACCACUGCAGAAAAGCAUCUCUUGUCUAUCCGACAUCAUUGAACACCCAGUGUUUUCUUUUUUAAAACUGUUCUUUUAUAUGUCACCUUUACGUACACUGUUCAUUUUUCCCCCCUCACUGAUUACCUGCUGACUUUUCAUCACCUGAGGACAAUAACAUGCACAAACGUGGAGAUGGUGCGACUCAGUGAUCAGACAAGCAGCCACAGAGUGUUGCAUUGCUUUGAUUCGUGUACAUACAACAGUGACGCCUGCACUGGAUUAAGGUCAGUGGGAGCAGGGUAGAUGGGCCUUUGAAACAGCCAAUCAGAGGUGGGUAUGGAAUGCAGGAGGCCAAUCCGUGGUGGAUACAAAUGAGCCACUGAGGUCCUGAACUUCAUGUAGAAUUCCGGACUCCCAAUCACAUUAGUUUCUCUGCAUGGCAAGAGCAGAAAUUUCAAGUGUAGAUAAUGUUUUUGAGGAAGAAACCCAUUGGUCGGCUUUUUAUUUGUGUACACAAGACUUGCAGAACGUUUUGGAACUAUAAUAUCAUGCUCCAUUUUACAACCUUUGCUGUACCAGAAUUCAAAAUGAAUGAUUUUCUUCCAUAAUAGACUAUGAUUUUUCAUGCAGUAGUUUUCAUUGAACAAUUUGUCUUUGUUGGCUCCGUAGAAGAAUGAAAUAGACUUGCUGCCCUCUGAUUGGCUGGAUUCAUCGUCAGUGCUCGUCAUUGACAGCAAAACCAAUCAUUUAGGUUUUACAGCCUCCCCCGUUUCAUCCUUUUCCCUGCUCCAACAGCGUUGUACUGAAGACACGACAGCAGCAAUGACUUAUACACGAGAAAGUCAUGAUAACUCAAAGCUCUCAACUGUUGAAAAUUUCCAAGGUGAUUAAAGCAAGAGUGCGCUGCAAAUGCUGUGCAAACCUUGCCCUUGAAAGCAGUCAGUCACCACAGCACAAAAUAACAGUGAUACUGUAAGUCUGGUGUAUUUUCAGUGCAGUGCAACUCUUCUAUUGGUUCUAUUCCGUGCCAUGCGAUCUCACCUCAGUUAUCAUCAAAGUAUGUUGGUGGGAAACGCCAAAAGUGGAUCAGCCAAGCAGCAAAACCUCUCAGAUUACACACUAACCAUUGCACACACAGAGGUAACAUACACUCCCAAAGUCCACCCUCUUCUUCUUGUGGCACAGUAUAUAAACUGCUCUGUCCAUUAUUGAUGACUGUGGGGAUCGGGGUGAGUGUUCUGUAUCUAGAAAGGCACGAUGAAGGCAGUGUGGACGAUGUUUUCUUCUUGUCAGUCCAGUUGCCUUUACAGUGAACUACCCCCAGCGCCUUCAUACAGUACAUAUUUAAUGUAAAAAAAAACGAAAAAAAAAGACAGAAAAAACUGAGAAAGCUUUCAAUUCUCCCUCCCUGUUUUUAGUGAAUAACGUACUGUGAUAUUUACGUAGGCUACAGAGAUCAUGUUGUUUGGCUGCUGAUUUACUGUUAAUACUAUCUCUCAGUUGUGGCUUUGCUCAUGGUGACCUAAACCACCCAUCCCAUCACAUACCCCACCUCCCCAUCCCAUUCCCACCCAUCAUGAAACCACCAACUCCCUACAUUUAACAGGGAAGCCAACCUUUUUCUGUCGGCCGCCUUCAUACGUACCACCAACUUUUUUCUAUUGUCACAAUGAGCAUUUGGCUUUGUUUCUCACUGGGAGACACUCAGCCAUCAUCCACUCUCUCACAUUGUACGACAUCUUCUCAGUCCUCGUUGGUGUGUGCUAUUUCAUGGAGCCCAACAGGGGAGGCUGGUUUUGAGCCUCCCUCCCCUUCAAAGUGAGAAGCAGACACCAAAAUGGGCACCAGAAGUCUGUCCUUGUCCUCUCCCUGGACGUUUCUCAUUGUGGUGUAUAUUAGCAUUAGGUAAUAUAGACCUCAAUGCACUUUGCUUUGACUUGAAUCAGCUCCUUCCAGUGUACCUGUAUAGGUAAUACCCAGAACUAGCCACUGGAGGGCGCCAAUGUCUUAAAUGUGAAACACUUCAAUUUGUGGAUAUUUGCACAGGUACUUUAUUUAUUUUUUAGAAUAAUAUCAUUAAAAAACAGGAUUUAUAUCAGUCAGUCAAUGGCUGCAUAUAAAAUAUAUGAAUAUAGUAUAUAUCUUAGAGCUCAAGGUUUAUUUAUAGCUAGAGCAAGGGAAGUAAUUCUAGAUUAAAGCAGUUUCUGUCAGUGACAAUGGGGAACAAAACCAACCUGCAAUCCUGCAUGACUUCAGAGUUUGGGUUUUAUGGAAAAAAAAAAAGAAACAUGAUGCACACCUAGGAUUGGAAGCUUUUGUGAAAUGCAGACACAGUCAGUUUUGUAGACAUAAAUUGCUAGAUGAAGCGCCAGAUUCUUUCCCCAUUCACAAAAACAAACAGAAGGGCUCAGGUGAUAUACAGUGACUUCACUCCACCUUGUUGCUAGAGGAUAGGUUCAGUACGCUCAAGAGGGCAUCUGAGUUCAUAGAAGUCUUUGGAUAUGCCAUAAAAUGUACCACUAUGUAGAUUAUGUGAAGAAAAAGGUUCCAUUUUAGAUCCAGCACAAGGACAUUUGGAAAUAAAUUUUUACAGUUUGGUUUCAUUUUAACUUGAAUUUAUGCCAAUCCCUAUAACUUCAUGACAUGUUGAAAGCCCUGGGUUGCAUUCAAGCCAUAGAAAUGUUAUGUCACUGUCUCUUGAUUGAAAAUAGGAAUCAGGUUGUUUGCUGAGCAUUUAAAUGGGAAUUUGUGAAGAAAAAUGGGCAUAAAAGCAAACAACUUUGUGUAAAACAACUCACUCUUAGUUUAAGAUGGAUGAUCAUUGUCUUAAGGUGGAAUCUACUGUGAAAAAUUCUUGAAAAGAAUUUUUGUUGAACUGAGUGUUGCGUAAAUGCUUGUAUACCUGCUCAGAGAGGGUGUGUCACUGGUCUGGGUUAAAUGGUGGAUGAUAACAGUAUUAGAACCCCAGGGGGCUCAGUAUUUAACAUGCACUGUAAUUUCAAAACAGAUUUUGGAAACAGUCGAUGUUAUAUGCAAAACAAAAAAAAACACUGAAGAAUACACAUAGUUUGACCUGUAUGAGUAAUUUUACUCUGUUCUACUGUUUAAUUCCUCCCCUCAGAAGCAAAGUGUAAGCUGAGAUUGAGUGGUUAUGGUAUAUAAGGAGAGCAAAGAGCUGAAGAUGAAUAAAAUUCACAGAUGUUGGCA
Acanthochromis polyacanthus (spiny chromis) is the source of this 6668-nucleotide messenger RNA. RefSeq names its product MAP/microtubule affinity-regulating kinase 4a (gene mark4a). The transcript is spliced from 18 exons. Gene Ontology annotation, molecular function: protein serine/threonine kinase activity; tau-protein kinase activity; ATP binding. The coding region runs from base 626 to 3034 and encodes 802 amino acids. Gene Ontology annotation, cellular component: cytoplasm. NCBI's taxonomy places the organism in Eukaryota, Metazoa, Chordata, Actinopteri, Pomacentridae. Gene Ontology annotation, biological process: intracellular signal transduction; microtubule cytoskeleton organization; protein phosphorylation. The record is from RefSeq and is a predicted model, not a curated record.